GUGGAGUUUGGAAUUAGGUUUGCUGGUGAACCAUUUUUGACUCAACAAAAAAAAAGAGGAAUGACUAACUUUUUUGCACAAUUUUGUAAAAACCUUUUUUUUUUAAAAAAAAAUUGAGAUUAUCUCUGUCCCAAACUCUUGUUUUAUCGCUUAAUGACUUCGAGGGCGAGGUCAACCCUAAGUGUGGGGAGAUUGGAGUUUGGUACAGAAUAUUUUGUGUAAAAAAAAUAUUAUUGAUUAAGGCGAGAGAACGAUUUCUCAAAACAGUCCAAGAAGAACGCCAACUGCUCCAAACCUAGAAAGAUAACAAACAACGCGAAUAUUGGGAGCAUGUGCAAAAGAUGCUGGAGGACUUUAAGAAGGCUAUGGAACAACAAGAAGAGAUGGAGGAAAUUUUUGUUCUAGAAGAGGAUGAAGAAUCUGAGACAGAAUCUGAAAUUGAAUCCAACAAUGUCUCAAUUCUUGAAUACCCACAAACUCCAUCCCCACUGUAUAUCGAGAACAAGAUAACACUUGCAGAAAUGAUUGCACGAGGUACAAUGGUGAUGCUUCCUGAAAGCCCACGAAGUUUAAUCGUACAAGAUGUGAAGCCUACCGAGGGUCCUGUCUCGGAACCGCCUUCACCAGCUGCACCAGAAACGUUGGAGGAACCUGUCCUCCUAACAUGUGUUGAAGACACUUCUCCAGAGGAACCUGUUCUGGAGAAAUCUAAGCCCACCACCAACCCCCUUGAUACUGAUGAGUCUGAACAACCUAUAGACGAGGAACUACCCUGUGAUGCUGAGUCCAUUCCGUCUAUAGGAGUUCUUAAUAUUGAAGUCUCACCGGAGGAUUCAGACGAAGCCUUCUUUGACUCCCUACUUGACGGGUACAACCAUUCUUACCUGAAGGAAAGUUAUAGUCAAAUAAGCUCGGACGAACUUUUGAUGAGCGACACUGAAGACUCAAGGGAAGGCGAUGCCGUAAUCAUCGAACCACAAAUAGAAAGUUUGCCCAUUGAAGACUUGGAAAGUCAGAUCCUGGCACUAAAGGCCAAUGAUGUGGAUACACCGAGGAGACUCCCACCACCACCCAUCCAAGAUGAGUCUCCUCCAUUUUUCCUGUUGCCACCAAGCCGCAAGAAUGAGUCAAAGAUCCUGGACUUUGACUGGAAAAGAACCAAACAAAGGUGGCAUCAGAAGAGAGUCAAA
Molecule: messenger RNA, 1190 nt
Organism: Cuscuta campestris
Lineage: Eukaryota; Viridiplantae; Streptophyta; Magnoliopsida; Solanales; Convolvulaceae
Source: the annotation of a GenBank genome assembly